Molecule: messenger RNA, 790 nt
Organism: Vairimorpha ceranae
Lineage: Eukaryota; Fungi; Microsporidia; Nosematidae
Exons: 1
Source: RefSeq, a predicted model, not a curated record
UGUAGAUUUAAAUUUUCUUGAAACUUUAAAAAAUAAUAAUGGUAAUGUCGUAAGUUCAUACGCUAUUAUUGCCAAUACAAAUACAGAUGAUGUCUUUAAAAAGCUCAUUUUUAUAAAUUGUCCUAGUUGUAAUCAUUCAUUUUUAGCAGCACCUUAUAAUACAAUUUUGCACGAUAACGACGAGCAAGAACUUGAAAACUUAUUUAGCAAACUUGAAAAAAAGCUUGAAGAUUUAAUGGAAGCAAAAAAAAAGCCUGAAUUUAGCAAUAUUUACAUUUUAGAUACUUUUAAUAUUCCAAAUGAGGUUGAGUUAGAUUUUGGAACAAUAGAUUUUGAGUUUCACAUUAGAAUCCACGAAGUGAAUAUACGCAUUAUUGAUUGUAUUUCAAAUAUUUUUAAACAACUUAGGUAUCAACGAAUAUCACAGCAUGGUUAUAUUGUGAUAGUAAAAGUUCUUAAUUUUACAAUGCAAGUUUUUACCUUUAUCAAUGAUUGCAAAUUUAUUGAAUUUGAAAAGUUGAUUGAACAGUCUUAUUUUGACGAUAGGUUUAAAUAUCAAAAAUAUAAAUUUUCAACUUUAUUUUCGGAUUUAAGUUUUUUAGAAAUGAUUAUUUUAGUAGAAAAAAUAAUUUACAAAGAUCUGAAUUUUGAUCUUAAGAAGGGAGAUGAAUUAAUGAGGUAUCUUGGAUGUUUAAAAAAACAAUUUAAAUACAUGCAUGCAGAUUUAAAAUUCUAUACUGAAAAUGCAGAAAUUGUUGACAACCUCUAUAUGAAAUUUUUACAAUAUUAA